CGACGGAGCCCGCCCCUUCCCGCCUCCGCCGGGCGCCAUGGGCUGGGAGGAGAAGCAGGUCCGCGGGUACCCCGAGUUCGUGCAGACGGCGCAGCGCUACCACGGCCGGCCCAUCUUCGCGCUCUUCUGCGGCGACAAGGACGCCGAGGGCAGGAGCUGGUGCCCGGACUGCGUGACGGCUGAACCGGUUGUGAGGAGGGAACUUCAUAACAUGCCUGAUGAGUCUGUAUUCAUCUACUGCCUAGUAGGAGACAGAGCCUACUGGAAAGAUCCCAACAAUGAAUUCAGGAAGAAUCUGAAACUAACAGGAGUGCCUACACUACUUAAAUAUGGAACACCUCAGAAGCUGGUUGAAGAAGAAUGUUUUAAAGCAGAGCUUGUGCGUAUGUUGUUUACUGAAGACUAAAUCCUCCAGUAGUCAAUCAUUUACGAAGAUGUUGAUCUCAAGUUAUGUGCAGUGUCCUUUCAAGGAAUCCUUAAACUUUUAAAAAAACUUUCAUGGUUAAUUACUUCAGAGUAGUCAAAAUAAGUGUCAUUAAAUUCUAGGUCCAAACCUUCCACUAAAAUCUUGCAACAAAAAACUGUAUCUUUCCUUUCAUGUUCAAAUAAACUUGAGUUUGCAAACAGUC
Harpia harpyja (harpy eagle) is the source of this 629-nucleotide messenger RNA. RefSeq names its product thioredoxin domain containing 17 (gene TXNDC17). Bases 38 to 406 code for a protein of 122 amino acids. Gene Ontology annotation, cellular component: cytosol. Gene Ontology annotation, molecular function: protein-disulfide reductase [NAD(P)H] activity. Lineage: Eukaryota; Metazoa; Chordata; Aves; Accipitriformes; Accipitridae. The transcript has 4 exons. The record is from RefSeq and is a predicted model, not a curated record.